GUUCCGCGUGUGAUACUAUGUCAUGAUGCAUCCCGAACUCUAGUGAUAUCUGUGACAUACAAAAAAAAAAAAAAAAAAAAGAACUACCCUCUAACACCCCUGGGAUUACACUCUACGGAUCAGGGUCCCGGUGGUGGGUCAUCGGGAUCCUUGGCUUCUGUUCGUUCGGCGCUCAAAAUGAGCCUAAAGAGGAUUCUACCGAUGUGGUACUUCCUCGUGCUCGUGAAGUGCUCCCAAGUUCACAGAAACAACAGCGACGAAGACGGUUCAAAACUAAUUCGAAUCGUCGGCGACGUCAUUUUUGGCGGAAUUUUUCCCAUGCAUGAGCAUCGAGCACCAACAUUGAGUGCUGAGUCACCAUGCGGUGCUGUAAAAGAGGAAAAGGGUGUUCAGAGAUUAGAGGCUAUGUUGUAUGCGUUGGAUCUAAUUAACAGUGACAACGAACUUCUCCCAAAUACUACCCUGGGUGCCUUGAUCCUGGAUUCUUGCAGUAGUGACACCUAUGCUCUUGACCAAAGCAUGGAGUUCGUCAGAUCAUACAUGAACCAAGACAUAUCGGAGUACAAAUGUGAGAGUGGAAAAUCUCCCCUUUAUGUUCCACACAAGCCAGUGACUGGAGUAAUUGGCGCUUCAUUCAGUGGAGUUUCCAUUAUGGUGGCCAAUAUCCUCAGGCUAUUUAAGAUACCACAAGUCAGCUAUGCGUCGACGAGUACCGAACUCUCCGAUAAAAACCGUUUCGAGUAUUUCAGCAGGGUUGUUCCUCCCGACAAUUUUCAAGCUCAAGCGAUGGUUGAGGUUGUGCACGAACUCGGAUGGAAAUAUGUCUCCACCGUCGCUGUAGAGGGUGAUUAUGGGGAGAAGGGUAUUGCCAGUUUUAUCGCCUUAGCAGCCGAAUAUCAAAUUUGUGUGGCGGUCAGUGAGAAAAUCCUGAGAAACGCAAAGCCUGAGAAUUUCGAGAAGAUUGUGGAUAGCCUUGGAUCAAAACCGAAUGCUCGAGCAGUCGUCCUUUUCGUCGACGAAGAUAAUAUCAGAAAAUUGCUACAUGCAACAAUAAAGGCAAAUAGAACAGGUCACUUCAUGUGGAUCGGCAGUGAUUCCUGGGGAGCAAAAGUGCAUCCAGUGAAGGAGCAGGAAUUUGCAGCAGAGGGUGCCAUUACAAUCCUGCCUUUUAAAAAUUCUCUUGAAGGUAGGAAAUUCUUCUUUCAACUCAGGUUUUCAUUUUCAAAAAUUUAUGGCUAAAGAAAUUUAUUGCCGUAGGAGAGAAGGGAAUUGAGAACAGAGAAGUGAAAAGCUG
This is a messenger RNA of Belonocnema kinseyi, 1294 nucleotides long. RefSeq names its product metabotropic glutamate receptor 8-like. The record is from RefSeq and is a predicted model, not a curated record. Lineage: Eukaryota; Metazoa; Arthropoda; Insecta; Hymenoptera; Cynipidae. Gene Ontology annotation, biological process: G protein-coupled glutamate receptor signaling pathway; regulation of synaptic transmission, glutamatergic. The coding region runs from base 178 to 1239 and encodes 353 amino acids. Gene Ontology annotation, cellular component: membrane. The transcript has 7 exons. Gene Ontology annotation, molecular function: adenylate cyclase inhibiting G protein-coupled glutamate receptor activity.